UUCCAGUAGGAAACCUUCAGGGAAUGACGUCCAAUGAAACAGACGGGAUGGAUUUCUACCCAAGAGGAAGGGGAAAGCACCUAUGUUUGCCGAUAAACUAGAGCAAUCUGUAAAAUAUAUAUUGCUCUCAUAGCAAUAAGUAGCCACAUUUGUAUUGUGUCUUGGAAUUUUCGGCAACUGCAUGCGCCCAGUGUUUGGACCAAAUCCGGACUGUGGGGGGAGUUUUGCGCCUGCUUUUGCACGCUAAACAAAACAACGAAAGAGGACUUGGCUGCGCAGAACACGCAUCCAGCCACGAUUAGUAACUAUUUAGCUAGUUAUGUAGAUUGCUUUUGGCAGGUUUGCCUGGGUACAUAACUACAUUGGUUUAUUUGCAUGUUUGUGAAGAAAAGCUCAAACAGAUUGGUCGGUCUAAGGAGAGAAUGAUAGGGGUUUGAGAAAUUCAGAGUUUUGUCCCCGGCUUGGACGUUAGCUACUGCUAGCUACCGAGUUAGCGAAUGCCAAAGGGCCUAUUUAGCAAGCGUUUUCAAACCUUUCCAGCGUUUGAGAGUUAUGACAUGACUGUUGUACAGUACUUACCUGUUUGCUGGAUUGCUACUAUUCAUACAGACGCUAAUAUUCGUGAAUAGGGUUUUUACUUCCACACUCCGUGAGGGACGGAGCAAGGAUAUGGGGAAGCGUUGCUCAGCCGACUACUACUGUCACUCCUCCAGGAUUUCGAAUCAGGAGAGCCCGGGUCGGUUGUUUGGACUCACGGAUAGCCAACUAGUUACAUGGACUCACUGACAAGUAACUGCUGUUUCAUUUAAAGCCAAAUUUGCAGUUUGAAUCAAGUAGCUAGCUAUCGAUAAAUUAUUUGGCGUGCCUCACCCACAAUAUUGUGCUGAGGACCAGACCAGUCAACUCGUUACCAGUCGGGAAAGGGCAAGAACAAAAACAACGCGCAAAAUGAACUAUCAGCAGCACCUUGCAAACUCGGCUGCCAUUCGGUCUGAGAUCCAGAGGUUCGAAUCCGUCCAUCCAAACAUCUACUCCAUAUAUGAACUGCUGGAGCGCGUGGAAGAGCCCAUCCUGCAGAAUCAGAUUCGAGAACAUGUCAUCGCCAUUGAAGACGCCUUUGUGAACAGCCAGGAGUGGACCCUGAGCCGAUCGGUACCAGAACUCAAAGUGGGCAUUGUGGGUAACCUGGCCAGUGGGAAGUCUGCGCUGGUCCACAGGUACCUGACAGGAACAUACGUCCAGGAGGAAUCUCCAGAAGGGGGGCGUUUUAAGAAGGAGAUAGUGGUGGACGGACAGAGCAACCUACUGCUCAUCAGAGAUGAAGGGGGCCCUCCGGAGGCUCAGUUUGCCCUGUGGGUGGAUGCAGUGAUAUUUGUGUUCAGUCUGGAGGAUGAGAUCAGUUUCCAGACAGUCUACCAUUACUACAGCCGCAUGGCUAACUACCGCAACACUGCUGAGGUGCCUCUGGUGCUGGUGGGGACGCAAGAUGCUAUCAGCUCAGCCAAUCCCCGGGUCAUCGAUGACACGCGAGCACGCAAGCUGUCCAAUGACCUGAAGCGCUGCACCUACUAUGAGACGUGUGCCACCUACGGCCUCAAUGUGGAACGGGUCUUCCAGGACGUGGCCCAGAAGAUCGUGGCGACCAGGAAGAAGCAGCAGCUGUCCAUUGGUCCGUGCAAGUCCCUCCCUAACUCCCCUAGCCACUCCUCUGUGUGUUCUGCACAGGUGGCUGCAGCAGUACACAUCAGCCAGCAGACCAGUAAUGGCGGCAGCCUGAGUGACUACUCCUCGUCAGUCCCCUCCACCCCCAGCACCAGUCAGAAGGAGCUACGCAUCGACGUCCCCCAGACCACCAACACCCCCACACCCGUCCGCAAGCAGUCCAAACGCCGCUCCAACCUCUUCACUUCUCGGAAGGCCAGCGAGCCAGACAGGGACAAGAAAGGACUGGAGGGCCGAGCGGACAGCAUUGGAAGCGGCCGAGCUAUUCCAAUUAAGCAGGUAUGAUCAGAUCUGGCCCUCGCCUGGCCAGCCGGCUGCUACGGGGAUAAUUAGGGUCCGGCAGCGCCGUAUUGCUG
This is a messenger RNA of Salvelinus namaycush (lake trout), 2078 nucleotides long. RefSeq names its product arf-GAP with GTPase, ANK repeat and PH domain-containing protein 1. The transcript is spliced from 9 exons. Gene Ontology annotation, molecular function: GTPase activity; GTP binding. NCBI's taxonomy places the organism in Eukaryota, Metazoa, Chordata, Actinopteri, Salmoniformes, Salmonidae. The record is from RefSeq and is a predicted model, not a curated record. Gene Ontology annotation, cellular component: nucleus. The coding region runs from base 949 to 2007 and encodes 352 amino acids.